ACGAUCGUUUUGUUGCGUUGGUUCUUACCGUAUCGCGUUGCAUUCGUUCAUAGUUCCACUCUAUUCUCAUAACAUUUCAUGAAACACUCAAAAAGUCAAGUACUCACUCGAAACUGCCUUUCUACUUCCUUCCGCGACUCUCCAGUGUGUGUGUGCGUGAGUCAAGAUCUUUUUUACCCCCCCACAAGGAACUUAAACUACAACUACAACCAGCUCAAAAUAAAUACGAAACUCUCGUAUUCGAAGUCCAAGCCACGCCGUCUGCCUCGAAACUUUUCCUAAAAAUAUACUCUCAUGUGCCUAACGAAGACGUAAAUAUAACUAUGAGAACCGCUCAUCGAGCUAGAAAAGCAAUUCGAGAUAAGUGGGUAAAGAUGUAUCAGUGCAUAUGAUACUUAUGUUGCAAAAACAACUCUCCGAACUUAUGAUACUUUUAAAAAAGAUCGCUGCCUUAUCCCCUUUUGGAAGAACGUUUUUAUUAAGGCUUCUCUCUCGAUACGAAACUUUUUAUACCAAGAGAUCGUUAUAUUUUUCUACCGUUUAUAACUCCGAGGGGCAUUUUACUGCUCGUUUUUAUUGCCAAGAACCUCUCAUAAAGAUAAUAGAAGUUUCUCCAAGUACAAGGGCUGUAAAUUUUGGGAUCUGACUCAAUAUCUAAUCUACAAAAAAAAAGAUUUUAUCUCAAAGAUAUAGUGUAUGCGACGAUUUUAAAUUCCUUAUAAUACAUUCUGUCUGCACCUGCAGACCGGACAGCGAGCGCAGCUGCGACGAGACUGCUUUCACAGAGUUGAGUAGGAAGUCGCGACUCAAAGUCAGGUGGAGGAGGAAGGAAAGGAAUAAGGAUAGUAGACGGAGGGAGAGAAAACGAAUAAGGACAGUGAAGGAAGAGGACAGGGAUAGUGGAUCAGAAAAAGUGGAGGGUGGGAGUGAAAAAAGGAAGGUAGUGCGAUUUAUAAAGCGAACUGUAGAGGGCCCGAUAGGCAGGGUGGCCGCACGAGUGCACCUUUGGGGAACGGCAGGAGGGUUCUCUCCCUCUGCACCCUCAGGACGGGGAUGUCCCGAGAACGAGGGAACCCCCCCAGUCGCCCGCGCGUCAAAAACUCAUCGUCCCAUGGGCGCCAGCCUCACUAAACAGAGCAGGAGGGAGGCCACGCAACGAGAUGUGGAACGAGAGCGACGACUACGAAUGGAGGCAGAGGCUCGAAGUCGUGAGGCUACGGCCGAAGCCGAACGAGCACGCUCCAGGGUUCAUCAUCUUCAGAGAGAGUUGGUCCGGAUGGAAGAGUCGUCUCGGGGGCUCUUACAACAUAAGCAAAGAGCGGAGCAGCUGAAGCAGGAGAAAACAGCUCUCACUAUUUCCUACGAGACGCGAGUGCACCAGUACCAGACGCAGAUCUCGAAGCUCCAGCUGGAAAACGAGUCGAUGCGAGGGCAAUUAAGGGGCCUGGAAGCAGCAUGUGCAGGUGAAGUGCACGCUGCAUUGGUGGCAAGGUUGGCCACCUUGGAGACCGAACACACGGCCCUUGUUCGGGACGCAGACGCCCAGCGUCGUCAAUACGAGCGGUGCCUCGACGACGUUGCCAACCAGGUGGUCCGUGCCCUUCUGUCCCAAAAGGGAUUAAGAGAAGAGAUAGGAGCCUUGCAGAGGCGCAUUCGUGAACUUGAGGCCCAAAAUCGGGCACUUUCGGGCCUUUUGGCUCAAGCAGCGAGUCCGGGAACACCUACUGAACUGAUCCAGAAUCUCCUGGAAGCUGGCCCUACCGCUUUGGUAGCAGCCCUUGGACUGGAUUCCUCUUGGGUGUCACUUUCGAGACCAAGAUCCCUAAAUCUACAAAUACCUGUGAUGGCUACCGCCAAGUGCCGACGGAACAGAACUCUGGGCCAGAAACCAUCGGAGGAAGAAGGUAGCGAGAGUCCCGAGAGUGGAAAUCGAGACGAGGGGUAUUCGACGAUGUCGAGCGACGUUCAAGGCGAGGGUACUCGUCAAGAACCGUCGCGAGGCCUCGAAGAUUUGAAGGAAGCGACUGACGAGACCGAGGGUGACGUUUCACCCGACGCUCGUUUAGUCGCCCUGGACGCUGGCGAUCCGGACGUUCUUUUUCUCCCCCUAAAUCUCACUCUCGGGCUCAAUCCAAGACACAGCUAUCCGCCUACCAAAGACUUACUUCCCUAUCAACAUGUCAUCAGGAGUUUUUCCGACAGUCACCUCUGUCUGAAACUUACUGCGACCACCAAUAUCACCCCUUACAUCGGCAGUCCUGCCUCCUCUCUUCUUCUCGUGGAAGAGGAGGGCUGGGAUGCGGAAUAUGUUCAGCAAUGGUUGAGGCUGGAUGACACUAGGAGUGCGCAGCAGCACCGCGACCUCCUCGAGCUCGAGUACGACAGAGCAGAGCUCGAAGACUGGAGCUUUUCAUUGUCCAGCGAAGAUCUAGCUCAAAAUGAAUCGGCGGCAGCUUGGAAAGAACCGGUUGCCACUGCCGCUCUGCCAGCGAUCAAGGAACAGAAUCCCGUCGAACUCGAGGAAGAUGCCAACGAAUGCUUGUGGAACGGCGCUAGCUAUCUGGCCGAUCGAACUGGUGGAGAACUGGUCGCCUUGUUAAUGGACGCGCGAUCAGCAGGACCUUGGCCCUACGCCUCGAGUCCUGGAGCCUCCGGGGCUUCCUGGAGCAGUGAAGAAGGUGUCUUGGAGAAUUCGAGUAAAAGAUCGUCGGCAGCCCUUUCCGGUUGUAGUGACGAUCCCGACUCGCCCUCCAUCGGCACCGACUUUACUCGCGACUUUUACAGACUCGUAAAAUUCGAGAGCACCAAGAGUUUAGCGAGCACGUCUUCGAGAGGCGGAAAACCGCCUCCAGACAAAGAACAAGCAUUACAAAGUGUACUCUCCUUCAUUGCCGAACAACAAAUGUAUCUUGCCGAAUCACCGCGCAACUCCAUCGAACAGGACCAUGGCUCAUCAACUUUUUCCAAUAAUGUUUUAGAAGUCCACGGCCACAAAAAUGAUUGUCCAGAAAUCUAUCGUUCUGAAAUGAAUGGAGAUGUAAAAAAUUCCGGAAAUGGUUUUGAAUCCGGAACUGAUGAUUUAUUAGACCAAAUACCAGUUCCACCUCUGGCACCUGAAGAAAGAAUUAUUAGUGCGAUCAAUUGCAAUGGAAGUGUCAGCUAUACUGCUGCAACUUGUGAGUUAGGAGCUGUUCCGGAAGAAGAUGAAGAGGCUGCUACUUCUUCUACUCCAAGCACUGUUGUAAGUCCAGCCAGAGGUCCACUUUUGGUCGAAGGAAGAGAUCGAACUUUGAGUUUUCAUGAGCGUGCUACCUCGAAGGAUGUUAUAGACGAGCUAAAUCGUAUGAUCAGAAAAGGAGAAGAAAAUAAUGCGUGUCAGGAUACGCAAGUAGUUUUAGAAAAAUUGGAUCUUGCUUGCUGCUGUCCCACUGGAUGGGUUCACGUUGAACGUGAAAUCGACUUUACCGACCCAAAGGCUAGAGCAAACUUGUUAGACGUGAUGUUGGCGAGCAGCGAAAGUUCUUCAGCAACAUCGAGUAGUGGAUCAGCGGGUAGCGAUUCGGGGGAUGAACCUCCGGAUUAUCGCCACCUUCACAGGUUACAUCGCUAUCGACGGCAGAAGAAAGCAUCGGCUGCUCAGGCCCAUCGAGUCCUCCGACUGCCGUCCGCCUGGGGAUUGGCGAGGCCGUCCAUCAUCGGACGGGGGGACGAAUUCUUCGUCCGGUUCGGCGACAAGGAACGCGAGGCCGUCGCUUCCUUCGACUUCCUCGACGACAUCGCAGUCUCCUCCGUCGCGCCAUCUUCCGAAGAAUCUCCAGUCAGUCUUCUAGACUUCAUUGACUCACCCACCACUGGCUUCAACCGCAACCUCAUGAAGGUGUCUCCUCUGUGAAAUCGGCUCAAUGUCGUCCAAUCCGUGUAAUUCUUAUUUAUUACUUGUUUCAUGUACAAACCACUAGUCAAGCGAGAAAUUCACGCUUUGUCAAUUAAGACUCAUUUUCUAAAAAGUGUAAACGCUCCUCGAUUUCUAUUCUUGAGGUUCUGUCAAUUGGUAAUUUAAACCAAAAAAACCGGUGUGAAGGCACCAGUUCUUUGGUUGGAAACAGGUGAAUCCACACUGAAUAGUUUUUUGUUCACUGAUUAGAAGAUCUUUGAACCAUUUCUAUUUGCAUAUUGAACUUAUCAUUGUGACAAUCUUUAAAUAUGAAAAAUUAAAAGAGAAAGUUGUUUUUUGAACCGCUGCAAUUGGUCCCUUCAGUCGAAAAUAUUCCGUGUGGAGGCACCCGUUCUUUGGUGAGAAUAGAAAACAGGUGCAUCCACACUGAAUAAUUCUUUUGUAACCUGCUGGAAGGCCCUUGAAUUAAAAUUUCUAUUUGGAAAUUUAAAAAAUCCUUCUAACGAUCUUUGAAUACAAUAAAUUAAAAGAGAAUUCAUUUUUUGAUCCAAAACUUUUUUGUAGAAACGAAGAAUGUGUUUUGAAUAAAACUCGAGAAGGAAAAAUAGGCUCUUAAUUUUUUGGAUGAAUCCAAGGAUGGAUCAGAAAAUUAAUUUUUUAUUUUGUCGGAAGAAUGGAAUAAAUUCAUUCACAAAUAAACACUCCUAGAUUUCUAUCUGUUCCAUUCGAGAAAUAUUCCGUGUGAAGGCACCUGUUCUUCGGUUUUUUUUUUUAAGUGAAACCAGGUGCAUCCACACUGAAUAUAUUCUAUUUAACCGAUUGGAAGAAACUUGCGUUAAAAUUUCAAUAUGAAAAUUCAAAGCACCUUUGUAACAAUUUUUGGAAACUAAAACUUAAAAGAGAAGUUAUGUUUUAAACUAAAAGACAGCUUUUGUUAAGAUGAGGAAAUGGUUUUAAAUCAAAAUCAAGGAGGAAAAAUAAAUUAUCCAUGUUUUUGGUUUUAUCGAAGGAUCGACAUAAAAUCAAGUUUUUAUUUGGCCGAAAAAGCGGAAUAAAUUCGAUUUCUGUUGGAACCUUUAAAAAAAUAUUCCGUGUGGAGGCACCCGUUCCUUAAUUGGAAUCAGAAAAUUCAUUUGUUUAGAACCAAAAGAAUAAAAUGACAGAUGAUCCCAUGUUUACAAAGUUUCGAGACAACUAUUUUUAUUACUUUUGCUUUUCAUCGAACAAUGAGAUUUUUGUUUAAAGUGAAAACAGGUGCGUCCACACUGAUUAGUUUUUUUACUACUUGGAAGCCUCUUGGGCCAAAAUUUAUUUUUGGAAAUUCAAAUAUUCCGUAUAACAAUCUUUAAAUUCUACAAAUACAAAUAGAAUUUAUUUUUUAGAACUAAAAGACAUUAUGUGUUAAAAAGAGGAAUGUGCUUUAAAUCGAAGAUAAAAAGAUUUGUUUUAAAUUCAAAGAUCGAACAGCAAAGUCAGUUCUUAUUUUUUAUCGGACAAAUAGAAGUAAUUCAUGAAAUAUUAAACAUUCUUUUAUUUGUACUGGUACCUUCAAAAAAAUAUUCGGUGUGAAGGCACCUGUUCUUUGGUUGAUAUUAGAAAACCCUUUUUUCUGGAACAACAAAUUUUAACUCGCAGAUGUUUCAAUGCAGCAAAAAUUUGGAAACAACUAUUUUCACUACGUUUUCUCAUUAUCCAACAAAUGUGUUUUUUUUUUUGUUUAAAGUAAAAACAGGUGCCUCCACACUAAAUUUUUUUUUCAACUAUCAAAAUUUUCGAAUCAAAUCCAGAGGGAAGCUUACAAGUAAAAUGUGAGCAUCAAAUUGCCUUAACAGCAAAAUCUAAAAGACGAAAAAAAUCUUCUACAUCAGUUUUAUUACGAAUUUUAAUCUCCAAUGCGAAAAUAAAACUUUGUUCCAAUAAAACUGAAGAAAAGGAAGCAAUAUGGAUAAUGUACUUAAUAAUUAUAAAAUUUUGUUGUGAGAAUUUAACCUGCGCGACAUAAAACCAUCGAAUUUCGUGGGAAGUAACUUGUAUUUUAACUGAAAAGUAAACGAAUUAUUAGGAUAGAUUCUUCAAACCAAAUUGUGAUAAUUUGCUGUAUUUAUAAUGCUAUGAAGAAACGAACCUGUAGUAUAAAAUACCCUCAAUCAGUAAAUUAUAUAAUUAAUUAUUUAUUUAUAUUGAAAAAUAAUUUUAAGCUUUUAAAUUUGUCGCGCUUUUUAAUACAAAAUUUUCAAAAUAUUUACACAAUCUUGUUUCAAAUUACGUUUUGUUAAUAGUAUUUGAAGAUAUCCUCAAGAAAUAAUUUUCGAAAAACCUAAUUCAAAAUAAUAUAACAUUAAAUUAAAUUUUAAUAGUAAGAAUAACUUUCACUUGGAAAUUUUCAUUAAAUUGUGAUUAUAUCUUUUCCAAUCUUUAGUUGUAAAUUAUAUGAUUUUCUCCCAAGUUGCUUUACAUUUUAAGACAACAGAGUACAUCCUAAAAAAGAUCUAAAAUUUAACUUAGAAUCUAGAUUUCUAGAAUAAAACCUCAAUUUUGUACAAGCAAGAUUUGUAUUUUUCUCGCUGAUUUGUACCAUCUAGAGAGAGAGAAAAAUAUCAUCUUCUUGAGGACACAUUUAAAAAGCGGAAAAAAGCAAUGUACAGGUAUUUGCAAAAACUACUCGAAUAAUGUCCGCUUUUGCCGAGAAGAUUGAACCUGUAUACUUUACUUCCAAACGCUAUGUAAGAAUGCAAUUGAAAUUUACUCGAUUGAAACAUAGCGCACGUUAAGUAAUAUUUUAUAGUUGAUAGUAAAUGUCCUAGCGAAGGGUUUAGCAAUCUCAAUAGAAGUGUGAUGCAAGAAAAGAACUCUGAUGUUUACUGAUAAGUCAAUACUGAUUUGCAGCAUUGCUGGAAUAUUGGUGCAAUGUUGCAUCAAAGUUUCGUGUUACUACUGGAGCAAUAUUUAUAAGAACAUUGUAGCAACUUUGUAUCCAUUAUUUAGCAAAUUUUCAGCGAUAUUGUAGCAACUUUGCAGCAAUAAUUUACAACUUUGCAGUGAUACUGUAGCAUCUUUGCAUCAAUUAUUUAGCAAAUUUGUAGGGAUAUUGUAGCAACUUUGCAUUAAUAAUAUAGCCACUUUGCAGCAAUUUUGAGUCAACUUUGCAGCAAUAUUAUAGCAAUUAUUGCAACAACUUUAAAGCAAUAUUGUCGCAACUUUGUGACAACUUUGCAAUAAUAUUGUAGCAACUUUGUAGCAAUACUUUAGCAACUUUGUAUCAAUUAUUUAGCGACUUUGCAGCAACAAUGUGGCAACUUUGCAGUAAUACUAUAUCAACUUUGCAGUGUUAUUGAAGCAACAUUGUAGCCACCUUGUGACAACAUUGCCGCGAUACUGUAGCAACUUUGCAGAAAUAUUGUAACAACUUUGCAACAAUAUUGUAGUAAAUUUGUAACAACUUUGUAUCAAUUAUUUAGAAACUUUGCAUCAAUGAUUUAGCAACUUUGCAGAAAUAUUGUUACAACUUUGCAGUAAUGGUAUAGCAACUUUGCAGUAUUAUUUUAACAACUUUGAAGCAACAUUGUGAAAACUUCCCAAUAAUGCUAUAGCAACUUUGCACUAUUAUUGUAAAAAAUUUGAAGCAAUGUUGUAGCAACUUUGUGACAACAGUGCAGCGAUACUUUAUCAAUUUUGCAGAAAUGUUGUAGCAAAUUCGCAGCAAAAUUGCAGCAACUUUGUAAGAAAUUUGCAGCGAUAUUUCAGCAACUUUGCAUCGAUAAUUGAGCAAAUUUGCAUUAUUAUCGUAGCAAAUUUUGAGCAAUAUUGUAGCAGCUUUGUAGCAAAUUUCUGGCGAUACUGUAGCAACUUUGCGGCAAUUAGUGAAUUUGCAGAAAUUGUGUAGCAACUUUGCAGUUACACUAUAUCAAAUUUGCAGAAAUUUUGUUGUUACAACUUUUCAGCGAUACUGUAGCAACUUUGCAGCAAUAUUGUUGAAACAUUGCAGUCUUGCAUGCAAUGUAAUGUUGCAAAGUACGAUCAAUGUUGCGUGGCAAUCCUGCAUCAAUACUGGAACAACAUUGUUAAACCUUGCCACAAUAUUGUAAUAAUAUUGCAACAUUGUUGCAACCUUUCAGCAAUUUUACAAUGUUAACAACAGUACAACUUUGCAGCAAUAUUCUAACAGCAUUAGAAACAUGCAAAAUUAAUUCCGCAUAGUUGCAAAGUUGCGUCAAUAUUGUGAGACAAGUCUAUCUCGAUGUUGUAAAAAAAUUGCAACAUUGUUGAAACAUUGCAGUGGUCCUGUUUCAAAGUUUCAUUAAUAUUGCAUGAUAAUCCUGCAGCAAUAUUGUAACAUUGCAAUAUUGUUGCAACCUUGCAUCAAUCUUGCAGUUGGGUACGGUCAAAUUAUUAGAGUAAAUACUAGCUCUACACCUAAAACUUCCAGAGGUAGCACAACUGAUAGAAAUACCUAUUUUACACUAAAGUUGUGUAGUCGGCGGAAUAUUGUCAAUAUUCAAAGUUGCUAGCGGUACGAAGACUGUAUUUAAUCGUUUUUUUAAUAAGAUAAAAUUUUUUGAGAGACGAUUGAAUCCUGAACGAUAAUUUAUAAGUUCGAUGGUGGAUUUUUAAUUAAUUUUUAUCGAGGUAAUCAAUGGAAGAUUUUAUUUUUAAUGUAAUUCUUUAUUUAUUAAUAUAUUAACACUUUUUUAUCGCAACAAUUUCAAUCAGCUUAUUUUAGUGUAUAUUUUUUAUUUAAAAUUCUACUUUUAUUUUGGAUUCGUUUCCAUUGAUUUCCUGGAUUUAAAAAUAAACUUUCCUUGUCAAGGCAAAAAGCAAAUUUGUAUUUAUUUGUAAAAUAUAUUUAUGUUCACAGUCUCACAGAACAAUUUACACUGUGAACGAGAUUGUGAAAAAAUUAUGCAACGCAUUCACUGAAUAAAGAAUUUGGUGUAAAGGGGUGAGGAACAAAAAACAUUGUAAAUAAAAUGUAUCAUAUCUUCUCUUUGACUUAAUAAAUAAUGACAAUAUACGAAAUCAAUAAA
This is a messenger RNA of Belonocnema kinseyi, 8919 nucleotides long. RefSeq lists its product as uncharacterized. Bases 1112 to 3892 code for a protein of 926 amino acids. The transcript is spliced from 12 exons. NCBI's taxonomy places the organism in Eukaryota, Metazoa, Arthropoda, Insecta, Hymenoptera, Cynipidae. The record is from RefSeq and is a predicted model, not a curated record.